AUGGAUUUCCUUGACUAUCAAACAUACGCUCUAGGUGACAGUUCUGAAAAUGACAAUCAGCUUCCAGAGCCGGCGUCGAGAUUAAAGUUCCAAUCUCAAAGAUCGUUUGUUGAGCUAGACAAACCGUUUACACUGCCGAGCUCAAAGCCUACGGAAUUCAUCAAUGACAAUAAUGGUACUUUACAGGAGAAAAUGCAGAGAUAUGCGUCGAUGUCCCUGGAUCAAUUAGGCUCAGCAGCUACCUCUCUGUUGACAGGCGCUGACCUACCCGUUCCUUUUGGUGGGGCCCUUCCCAGAGAUGGCAACCUCAAGCAACUACUUGAAAGCAGCGAUUCAACGCCGAAUAGCGCCGAUAGCUUGCUCUCCAAAAAACUGUCUCGUGUUCUGGGUGCCCAUGGCCGCCCGAGCUCGAUUUCCGCUGCCCAACUGGAAAAGUCAUUCAUGAUACUCGAGGAUAAUCGAGAAAACUUGAAUUUUCAUAGUCAAGCCAUAACUCGUCCUGAUUUUGUUGGCUCCUUGGCCCGGAAGUCAUUGAGGAGUGCAUUAGAAAACGAGCUUCUGCGAUCUCACUUGACGCUCAUCGAAGAUAUUCAACCCAUUGUCGGACGCAUCAAGCGGCUGACUCCACCUAUAACAACUAUAAAACAUAUUAGCGACGAAAUUCUGCACGGGAGUUCCUGUAACAAGAAAGAUUCCGCUCUAAACAUGGAGGGCAUAUAUGCACUACGAAAAAAGAUGAAAGAGUUACAGUUACAGAAACAGCUACUUUCUAUAAUACGCGAAAAGCUUACACUGACCCAAGUAGAGGAGGAAGCUCUCAUAAAUGCUCCUAUUGACACUGACUUUUUCGAGGUCGUCAACAAACUCAUGCGGAUAAAAGAGACAUCCUCCCACUUAUUAGCACUUGAGAAUCCAAAAGCGGGGCAGUCAUUGCUUCAGCAAACAAACAUGAAACUAUCUGGGGCUUCUAAGCGCAUCUACAAUUACUUGAUCAACUUUUUUUACGACUUACAAUCUGCGUCGAAGACAUUUGGAGAAAGGGCUUUUGCUUCGGAUGACAGAUCUUUGAUAAACUUUCAAAAAAGUAUGAUAUACAUGUCUAAUGACCUUCCACUUUUCAAUGAAGUUUUGAAAAAAAUUGUGAGGCUAAGGUCACAAAGGGUUUUAGAUGAUUUCUUGUCUCAAUUUGAUGUCGACCCUUCAAAAAAUUCGAGGCCGAUUGUGAUGUCAGCCCAUGAUCCUGUACGAUACCUAGGUGAUGUGCUUGCUCAUGUGCACUCCCUUAUUGUCGAUGAAGCAGAUUUUAUGAACUCGAUGUUCAAAUUUCAAGACUUGAAAAUCGAGGGUACUCCAAAAUCAGUAUUACAAGAAAAUGGUGAUUACCUCAAUGGUUUAGGUACCAACCUCUUGAACGAAACGUUCAAGCCGGCAGAAAACUCAAUUAGAAUUAGGUUAGAGCAAAUCAUAAGAUUCGAAGAUGACCCAUCGAUAAACUUUGAUAUCUGCGAACUACUGAAGCUAUAUCAAAUGAUGUUUAUUAAAUAUGGCAUCGACCCAGAAGGGUCAUUCAUUCGUCAACUCAACACUCUGAAAAAUAACUCAGGUGAUAAGGUUAUGUCUGGCCUCUUAACCCUGAUGAAUGAACAUGUCCCGGAGGAAAAGAUAGGCUUAGAACUUCUACCUUCCGAUUGGUUAUUGAAUUACAUGACAAAUCUUUGCAAGAUUUUGUCUAAAAUCGAAAAGAGCGGCAAUGCAGAAACUUCAAAUUACUUGAUUGAAUCUGACUUUUUACAGAAAACUCUUGACACGUUGAUUAUUGAGAGACUUCCACAAUACUACCAAACUCACUUCCCCCUUGCAAAAAAGGAUAAAGAAGAGAAGGUCAAACUGUUAAUUUUUGAAAUAAACAGUCUUGACCUUAUUUUGACACGGCUGUUGCCAUUUGGAUUAAUAUUGGAUGGCCAUGAAAGCGGCUGUCGCAAAGAGUUACAAAAUGCCAUAAAGACACUCGUGACAUUAGAAUCAGGUGUUUUGCUUGAAAGGCUAGGGAUGGAUAUUUACAGUAAUUUGCUCAACAUGAUCUUCCCCAUCGAUUCUGUUGAAGAUGAGCUGGAUUAUGACAUGUACUUGCCGGUUUCAGAAAAUCCCAUUAUGAAGAUUGAGACCAUCAGGGCCAAUGUGUAUGAUAAGUUGAACGGGAACUUGCCAAAUUUGAACAGCGACGUACAGGAUGCCUUGGUAUUGAAUGUGGUUUCGCCCACGAUUGCUGACGAGAUUGCCAAUAGCUGUUUCAAAAACUUGUCAAAAUUUUACAAGGUAUUCAGAGAGACGUUGGUUCGCUUAUAUCCUAAUUCUAUCGAUGACAUUUUCAGUAUUCUGAACUUCACGAGUGAGGAUUUUGAUACCAUAGUCGGAGUAGUAUAA
Messenger RNA from Lachancea dasiensis, 2424 nucleotides. Lineage: Eukaryota; Fungi; Ascomycota; Saccharomycetes; Saccharomycetales; Saccharomycetaceae. The record is from the annotation of a GenBank genome assembly.